Molecule: messenger RNA, 5331 nt
Organism: Zootermopsis nevadensis
Lineage: Eukaryota; Metazoa; Arthropoda; Insecta; Blattodea; Termopsidae
Gene: fra
Product: neogenin protein frazzled
Biological process (GO): cell-cell adhesion
Cellular component (GO): membrane
Molecular function (GO): protein binding
Source: RefSeq, a predicted model, not a curated record
GCAUCAGUUUGUUGGCAGCUGUAGUGGUGGAGUUGUCCGGCUCGGUUUGUUUACGACGUGUUGACAUUUUGUAGUUAUUUAAUGUGACUUCAUGUAAGGUAAACUGUGAAAAUGUAAACCAAAUGGAUGGAUUAUUGUUCCGUUAAGUGUCCCUCAAGAUGAAUUGGACAGGAGGGAAGAUAUUCGCAUUAAAAUCAUGGACUACUAUCGGAAUCAUUUCGCUGUUGACAUUGGUUGUGCAAGGUGUGUCAGAACUGGAGCUGACGGUGGAGCCUCAGGACACCGUCGUGGUGCCGGGCAGUGCCGCCAUAUUCAAUUGUGCCGCCACCAGCUCGAACCCAGGCGUGACCCCCACCAUCCGGUGGCGAGAAGACGGGCAGUUUCUGUCCUCCAUCGGCGACCAGUACAGAUCACAACUAUCAAAUGGAUCGCUAUACAUUACCACAAUGUUUCCAGAGCAGCAGGGUCUCAAAGGUGACUACCAGUGUGUAGCCACACUUGACAAUGUUGGCUCCAUUGUCAGCCACACUGCACGCCUCAAAGUUGCAACACUACCGCAAAUACAGCAGCAGCCGGCAGACCAGCAAGUAUUCCCAGGACAGACAGCUUACUUUAGUUGUUGGGUGGAUGCUACUCCACCAGCCACUGUCACUUGGCUCAAAGAUGGACGACCAUUGCAUUUGGAUGAGAGUCGCAUGUUGGUCCUGCCCUCUGGAGCGCUGGAGCUUGAUGAAGUACGAGCAUCAGAUCAGGGCAGUUACCAGUGUAAUGCCACAAGUCUGGACCAGCAUCGUCUCACUGUCGCUGCAACACUCAGCAUUGACUUGAAUCUCGAAGCUGGAGCAAGCAUAGUGCCACCCGUGUUUGUGGCCACACCUCGGUCAUCUGUGGUAACAGAGGGCAGCACUGUGACAUUGGACUGUGCAGCCAAUGGCCAGCCUCGACCGUGGCUGACAUGGUUGAAGGAUGGCAUCGCUAUUGACAUGGCGGAGCUGGGCAGUCGGUUUAGCAAAGUGGGGACGGGUAGUUUGCAGAUCAGUGACGUUGUGGAACAAGACCAAGGCACAUACCAGUGUCGGGCCGAGAACAGGGACGAUUCAGUGGAUGCAACUGCCACACUUGAAGUGCACGUUCCUCCAAGGUUUCUGAAGCGUCCGUCCAAUCACUUUGCGUUGGAGAAAGAGGACGUGGAAUUUGAGUGUGCCGUGUAUGGAAAACCAGAACCACACGUGCACUGGGUGAAGAACGGGGAUAUUAUUUCGCAAAAUGACUACCUUCAGGUGGUGAAUGGCUACAAUCUCCGCAUCCUUGGCCUCAUGGAAAUGGAUGCUGGAGUAUUCCAGUGCAUAGGUUCAAAUGCUGCAGGCAACAUCCAGGCUGCGGCUAUGCUCACCAUUGUCCAGCCAGGCCUGCCAGUGGCCUCCUCCCCCAGUUCUCCUGGGCUCGGAGCUGUACUAACAGCAUAUACGGCCCCGCCUCCUACAGAUGUACGAGCGGAAGGCAACAGUGGGAAGGAAUCACAACCAUCAGGAGGCACAGAUCUGCCCUCUGCACCACGUGAACUGAAGGCUGUUAUUGUGUCAACGAGGUUUGUGACGCUGAGCUGGAACCCUCCUGAGAAAGUGAAUGCUCCAAUCAUUACGUACUCCGUGUUCUACCGCCAAGAAGGAUCUGAAAGAGAACGUGUUGUGAACACAACAGGCUCAAGGUUGGAGGAAGUCAACAUUGCAGGACUGACUCCUGACCGUACUUACUUCUUCCGAGUGCUAGCAUACAGUGCCCGUGGUCGAGGAUUGGGUUCAGAUCUUUUGGAAGUUACCACUAAGCCUGAGGUUCAUGUGCCAGGCCCUCCUGUUAAAUUGAGGGUGAUACCCGCGUCCCCAACGAGCCUGCUUGUCCAGUGGGGCCCACCAGAGCAGAGCAAUGGACACAUCCAGCAUUACAACAUGUUCUAUAUGGAGGGAGACUCAGCAGAAGAGCACCAUGUGGUGACAUCAGACUUGCAGUUUGAGUUGAUGGGUCUCAACAAGUUCACAGAGUACAGCGUUUGGGUUGUGGCAUUCAAUCAGAAUGGACCCGGUUCCAGCACAGAGGAGGUGGUGUGCAGAACUUUGUCAGAUGUACCCUCUGAUCCACCGCAAAAUGUCACGCUAGAAGCCAGCAGCUCAACGAGUGUGACAGUAAGGUGGGAGGCCCCCCCGAAGGAAGGUCGCAAUGGAAUCAUCACAGGGUACAAGCUGAGGUACAGGAAACGUGACAGACGUGGAGAACGUCGAGGUGACACUGUGACAACAGCUGGUGACAGGCGCCUGUACACAUUGGUAGGACUGGAGCGACGGUCUGUGUACCAGGUCCGCUUGUGGGCCCUCAAUGUUAAUGGGACGGGUCCUCCUACAGAGUGGUAUACCAUUGAGACGUAUGAGAACGACCUGGAUGAGAGCCAAGUUCCUGAUAUGCCUACUGCACUGAAGGCUCGACCAAUGACAGACACUAUCACUGUUUCGUGGAACCCACCACAUAACCAGAACAUCAUGGUACGGGGCUAUACCAUUGGCUGGGGGAAAGGCAUCCCUGAUGUAUACACGCAACUUCUGGAUGGGAAACAGAGGUUUUACGUUAUUGAGGGCGUUGAGCCCAACUCGGAGUAUGUCAUCAGCUUGAGAGCAUAUAAUGACAUGGGAGAUGGACGCCCUGUGUAUGUAUCUAUGCGUACAAAGGAGAUGGUUGCUCCAGAACCUGUCUCACCACUCAUACCUCCUGUGGGACUGAUGGCCAUUGUCCUUUCUUCCGCGACAGUGGUUGUGUACUGGACAGACACCACCCUCUCCAAGAGUCAGUUUGUGACAGAUAACCGAUACUAUGUGGUACGCUACACACCAUCUCACUACUCUAACAAUCCACGCUACAAGUAUUUCAAUGCCACUGAUCUCAACUGCAUGAUCAAUGACCUGAAGCCAAGUACCCAGUACGAAUUCACCGUUAAGGUUGUCAAGGGUCGCCGAGAGAGCCCUUGGAGCAUGGUUGUAUUGAACAUGACCCAGGAGGCAGCACCAUCCAGCCAGCCCCGAGACCUUACUGUUGUCCCUGUGGAGGAUAACCCCAGUGCUGUCAACCUUAAUUGGCAGCCACCUAAACAGCCCAAUGGACCUAUCACAGGCUAUGUGAUCCUGUAUACAACAGAUCAUACUCAGCGAGACCGUGAGUGGGUAGUAGAAGGUAUUCUGGGAGACAAGAUGACUACAGCCAUCAAAGGACUGACUGCAGACACCAUGUACCACUUCAAGAUUCAAGCCCGCAACAACAAGGGCUACGGCCCGUUCUCCAACAUCGUUUCCUUCACCACUGGACCAAGCAACGGGUUUGAUUUUUUCGAUAGAGGGCAGCCUAUGCGAGAUGGUCGUGGGCUGAACACAAAAGUUCUGAUGUACAUCGGAGUGGGCAGUGGGCUGGUACUGGUUACAGCUAUAGUGGUUGGGGUUGUUGUGUGCUGCCGGCGUAAAUCAGCGCAACGGAGCAAAAAGGGUUACAUAAAAGGCAAUGCCAAGGGGAAGCCAGGCAAACCUAAUAUCAAGCCACCGGACUUGUGGAUCCAUCAUGACCAAAUGGAAUUGAAAGCCCUUGAAAAGACACAGUCAGGAGCAGGAGUAGGGGGAGGGGAUGGUCCUUCUGGAGUGCCAAUUGCCGUGAGCACGCUGCCUCGUACGUCAGGUGGCCAAGACUUUGAAUCUGGUGACCCGCAUCAUCACAGCAACUCUCUUGACAAGCGAACCUAUGUCUCUUCUUACAUAGGCGGAGAUGAAAAGAUGUCAACCGCACGGCGCAUCAUCAAACCCAAGCCCAUCAUGCUGCCCGUUGACAGUGUACCUCUCCGAGAACCAAUUGCAACAGCAACUCCAAUAGCAGGCAGCAGUAAUAUGCCUGGAAGCCAGCAGGGGACAAGUGUGGACAUGGUUCAAACAGGGAGCAGUCGACCACUGUACCCACGAACCCAGUACACUAUCUCGCGGGCCCAUGUCACACUGGACCAAGCAGCUCAAUCACCAGAGAACCCUUACUCCUUGCAGGGAGGUUAUGGCACUGUGGGAAGUCUGCCAUUGGCUGGAGCGGGGGCUCCAGGCCCCCCUCACCACCAUCCUGGUGUCACUGGCACACAACAGGGACCCUAUAGUACUGGAAUGUCUGCCCAGGAUGGCGCAGGGUCUGGGACCAUGGGUAAGCGACUGCAGGGCCAUCCACUGAAAAGCUUCAGUGUUCCUGCACCCCCUCCACAGUCAGCGCCCUCCACCCCUCAGCAGAAACACGUGGCUCCUUCAGUGACUGUCAGGCCCCAGGGAUCAAGUCCAUACAAGAAGGCAGAUAUCCUGGCUUCAGGAGCCGCUGUUUCUGCAAAAGGGCGCAGUGUGGCUCCAGGACCUUCCACUGCCCCCACAGUGACGGCUCCAGCCUCAUCAGAAGAUGCCAGCAGGAUGCAGCCUUCAUACAGCACAGAGGAACUAAACCAGGAGAUGGCUAAUCUUGAGGGUCUGAUGAAGGACCUGAAUGCCAUCACAGCAUCUGAGUUUGAGUGCUGAGCAAGUUCCUAGUAUCGCGUUGUUCAGAGCUGCUUCUCACGAAGGGAAUAGGAACUGCAGCCAGCCUAAAUGUCGUGAAACACUUGUCUGAACCUUGUGAUGAAAAAUGCAAUGUUUUUAUGAGGCCUAGUUCUAUACCAAUAUGUGAGAGAGAAGAAAUGAUUUGUUUUAAGGUCGAUUGGUCAUGUGGUUUAUUUAAAAGUGUUUUUUUCAGUUGUGUUGUUUGUGCAGGUAUGGAUAUGGUCAGGAUUUAUCUGAUUCAGGAUAUAGUUCAGUGGCAAGAUGAACAUGGUAAUAAACCUGGGAGGGUCAGAACAGUGGGAAUUGGACUGAUGCGCCAUCUGGACAUAAUUAACUGGUGAUGGAAUCAAAGCAUAAUUAGAUGGUAGAUUCCUAAGCUUCAUUACAUGACGGAUGAAAUCAGAUUCAGAAGAUCUGCAUAAUAAUUUGUCUCGUUUUAUUUCCAGAAAAUUUUCCAAGAAAUGAAAAUGAAUUGAAAGCAUUUCUGUUUCAGAGUACAAAGUUUAUCUUCGAAUUUUUUUAAGUUUAUUACUAAUGUCUGUCGACCUACCUGGUCAUUCCAUAUUACAUUGAUUAAGCAGUAUAUGAAAAAUCUGAAUUUCGAGACCCUCACAUUGGUAAGGUUGCUGAUAUUAGUCUUCUGAGACAUGAUACUGUGCAGUGUGUUUAGGUGCAGACCAACAUUUCUUUAGCAAUACAACAUGGCUUGCAGUAAUUAAAGAGAUUUUCAUGAAAAGUA